AAGAAUUGAACCAUUCUGCACACAGUAGAUCCACCACAUGGCCGGAAGUCGGAGAAAUAUCGUCAUAGCAAGAUGGUGGCCACCAGGAGAGGAGUACUCGUGUGCUCCCCAGUUAAAACAAAAACAAAUUCCGAUGAAUCUCCUGAUGUUCCGGCCACCCCAUCCACCGCCCACAGAACAAGACGUGCAGCGAAACAAUCGCAAAACUCGGAGGAAGAAUCCAGAAACCAGCCCCGGGAGAGCUCCGUAGAGUCCAUCCCGUCUUCACAGAACAGACGGCCGGUCAGAAGAUGCACGAAGCAUUCCCGGCUUCACAGUCCGCCGCAGCCCUCCACCCCAGCAGACUCCGACAUGGAGUCCGGCUGCUCUGCCCUGUCCGACAGCGAGCCUCAACCCCACAGCACCAAGAAGAUGGACGGGAAGGCCCAGCCACCCCGCACCACUAGCCAGGAGGGCGAGGCGGGCUCCGAGGCGGAGUCGUGCUCGUCGCCGCCGUCCGAAAAGCGGCGCGCACGCCGGAGUAUUCGAGCGAGGAAAACCCCGGAAAAGCCCUGCACGUCCCAGAGUGACCUAGGGGAGCAGGAGGCCAGCGCCCAGAGGGCCACCCGGAGCACCCGAAGGAGCACCCGCACCAGGGCGUCGGCGAAGACACCGGGGGAAUACAGCGAACUCUCGGACGCCGACAGCUGCGCGUCCGGCUUCGCCGAAGGACCGCCGUCCACCGUCCGAGCGACCCGUUCGGCCCGGCGCGCGCCCCUCAGCCAACCCAUCCCCCUCCACCUGGACGCGGCCUCGGAGGGCUCGCAGUCCCCCGCCCGCCCCGCCAGGGGUAGACCCCGAGCCGCCAGGGGGUAUGCGGCCUCCGACCUGUCCUGCGACUCCGAGGGGUUAGAGUCCGGGCCGAGCACGCCGUCGCGCCGGAGCACCCGCGCCGGCUCCCGGUCCGCCGCCACCGCCACCGACUCUGACUCGGAGGUCCUCCAGGCGACCCUGGUCCAGAGCAGAGAGGCCAGGCUCUCUGUGGUCCUGGAGAGGGUUGUGGCGGAGGAGCCCGGCGAGGGCCCGCUGAGCGAGUCCACGCUAGAGGACACGGUGGUGGAGGAUAAGACGGUCACCUUGGGCGACGACGAGGAGCUGGAGCUGGGGGAGGAGGACGCGACGAAUGCCGACGUCAAGUCCGUCUGCGACGCGCCAGAGGGGGCAGAGACGAUCCGGGUCGGACAGGAGGGCAGCGUGGCGGUGUCUGUGGCGCCCGGCGACAGCGCGAUGGAGGACGCCGCCGAGGCACCGCCGCCGACGGAGGGCAUCGAGGGGGGGGUCUCCGGCGAGAACGAGGACGUGACGUCCUCGGCAGGCGGUGAGGUGACCGCCGAUGACCAGCAGAGGGAGGAAGAGCCGCCAACGACCCAGGAAGCGACGCCAACGACCCAGGAAGAGACGCCAACGACCCAGGAAGCGACGCCAACGACCCAGGAAGAGCUGCCAACGACCCAGGAAGCGACGCCAACGACCCAGGAAGAGCUUCCACAGGAACAGGAAGUGCCACCGUCGGUGCAGGGGGAGGCGGAGGCGGCCUCAGAACCAAUAGAAAUAGAGGACAUGGAGGUGGACGCCUCAGACAAAGAAGCCCGGCAGCAAGGAGGCUCGGACCGGGCGAUCGUGCCGGAAGCCGAGCCAGCCGAAGACCCGCCCAUUCAAGUGACCAGCAGCCAGGAACCCAAGGUCAAAGUGGAGCCCUUCCCGGAGCCCGCCCCCCAGCGCCCCGAUGUGGUGGUCCGACAAAAGACGGCGGUCAUCAGCCUGCUGGACAGCAGUGAAGAAGAGGAGGAUGAUGAAGUGGUAGGCGAUGACUGCGUGAUUCAGGAGGAGGAGGAGGACGACGACGACGACAACGUGGAAAUUGUGGAGCCGGCGGGUCCUUCAGCGCUUCCCGACGCCACGGGGGCCGGCGGUCUGUUCAUGAUUGACACGCGGCCCGGGCAGGAGGCGGACCUGCAGUACCUCAAGGAGGGAGGGGAGGAAGAGGACGAGGACGAGGAGGAGGACUUUGUGGACGAAGAGGGGGAGGACGACGACGACGAAUACAACCGAAUGCUCUUCUAUAAUAGGAAUCCUCAGACGCAGGAGUGUUCCACUCGUAUUGACCCAGGCCUGAGAGUGAAGGAGUUCGGGGGAUUAUACAUCAAUUUCGAUGGAAGCAAAUCAAAACCUGUCUCCAACUCGCUGCAAAACCUGAAGGAUCCAAAGAUCCAAGAUGUGGCGAUGAAGAACAGCGUGUUGGGCCCCGAGUUUGAGAAGCAGAGCGCGGCGCCGGCCUACAACGAAGCCAAGCGGAGCUUGAAACUCAAACGCAAAGAGGAGCGCGACAAGUCGACCGGCGACGGUUGGUUCAACAUGAAGGCCCCCGAGCUCACGCCGGAGCUCAAGGCCGACCUCAAGGUCAUCAAGAUGAGGGGCGCCCUGGACCCCAAGCGCUUCUACAAGAAGAGCGACCGCGACGGCCUGCCCAAGUUCUUCCAGGUCGCUACCGUGAUGGACAGCCACGUGGACUUCUUUCAUUCCCGGCUUCCGAAGAAGGAUCGGAAGAGGACCAUGGCGGAGGAGUUGAUGGCCGACUCAGAGUUCAGACGGAAAAACAAGAAGAAGUACCUGGAGAUCAUGGCAGAAAAGACUGCGGCUGCUGCCGGCCGCUCUAAAAAGAAGAGGUUUAGUCAGAAGAAACCAGCAGCGGUCUGAGCGGGUCCAGGCAUUCAGAUCAUAGUUAUCUCACGCCUUCAUUCAUAAUGUAAACCAGACUCCCAAAGAGAGGCCUAGCCAUAAGCCUUCUGGGUCCUAUAUAAUAUAAAGAGUGUUUAGCAUCAAGAAUAUGAUACAUGCUUCCAGGAUUGAAUAAUUGCUAACAUGUGUAUUAAGUACACAGGUUUACUAAGUUGAGUGCAUUUUUUAUUAAUGAAUAAAAAUAUGUACACUCAUAUGAUUAUUCAAUGGAAACGAUUGUACUGUAUUAACUGGAUGUUUGGCCACCAAUAAUCAAUCUUGCAAUAAAGUUUUUAGGUGUGCAUUUUU
This is a messenger RNA of Gadus macrocephalus (Pacific cod), 3066 nucleotides long. RefSeq names its product deoxynucleotidyltransferase, terminal, interacting protein 2 (gene dnttip2). The coding region runs from base 73 to 2736 and encodes 887 amino acids. The record is from RefSeq and is a predicted model, not a curated record. NCBI's taxonomy places the organism in Eukaryota, Metazoa, Chordata, Actinopteri, Gadiformes, Gadidae. Gene Ontology annotation, molecular function: RNA binding. Gene Ontology annotation, biological process: RNA processing. The transcript has 7 exons. Gene Ontology annotation, cellular component: nucleolus.